UUGAAAUUUGUUGAUGGAUUCAGUUUACUUCCAGUUCAGACUAUAAGACGCGCUUCAAUUGUUAUCUCUCCUCUAGUAUUAAAGACUGUGAGCAACGGGACUUUACAGCCAGAAGGAAAGUAUCAAUAAUAUGCAUCUGCAGAACGAUGACCAUCGCUUUAUGAACAUCAUGAAGACGGAACGAGACCUCCAAGGCGAAGGUGGCGGUGGUCCAAAUGUCUUCGGCAACCCCACUCUUAGCAUCUCCUCAACGUCGGUCGACAUCGACCGCCAGGAGCAGUUCAAAGGCAGUAACGAUUUCAUUUUAGUGGAAGAAAACAACAAAAACGCCGACUCCCUCAAAACCUGGCUCACAACGAAAGCCAAAAACGCCUGCACGAAAAAAAUGCUCCAUCGGAGAAUCCCGAUCUUGAACUGGCUGCCCAAGUACGACUCCGAAAGCGCAGUUGGCGAUCUAGUGGCUGGGAUUACAGUGGGAUUGACUGUAAUCCCGCAAGCGCUGGCUUAUUCCAACAUUGCUGGGCUGCCAGCGCACUAUGGGCUGUAUUCCUCGUUUUUGGGAUGUUUUAUUUAUAUUAUUUUUGGGAGCUGUAAGGAUGUGCCCAUGGGGCCCACGGCCAUCGCCUCCCUUUUGACUUUCCAGGCCAUUAAUGGGCGAGGGCCACAACACGCCAUCCUCUUGUGUUUCCUGACAGGGAUUGUCCAGAUUUUGAUGGGAUUUUUUGGACUAGGAUUUUUGAUCGAUUUUGUCUCAGGCCCCGUCUCCUCAGGCUUCACCUCAGCCGUUGCCCUUAUCAUAGUCACGUCCCAGAUCAAGGACGUCCUUGGGAUUAAAGGCUCAGGCACGACGUUCGUAAGCACGUGGCGGAGCCUAUUCCAGGACAUCCACAACACAAAUCCCUGGGACUCGGUUUUCGGGAUUUGUUGUAUUGCAGUUCUUUUGAUUAUGCGAGUUGUCACGAAUUUAAAAGUGGGGUCUUCGACUGGCGAAUUGAGCAAAUUCCAAAAAAUCGUCAACAAAACUAUUUGGUUGAUCGGGACUUCCCGGAACGCAAUUCUAGUGAUUGUGUGCGGUUUUAUCGGGUAUUCCUUCUGUCUGAAUGGGGAACCCCCGUUUAAAGUCAUCGGACAUGUGCCACAAGGAUUGCCAACUGUCCAACCACCGCCUUUUAGCUACAAUGGAACUAACACAACAGAGACUUUCUGGGAUAUGAUGUCUGAUUUGAGUUCAGGGAUCGUGGUGGUGCCCCUAAUUGGGCUGUUGGAGGACAUCUCAAUUUGUAAAGCUUUUGCCAACGGCAAAGCUGUGGACGCCACCCAGGAACUCCUCGCAAUCGGCAUUUCCAACAUUGCCAAUUCCUUCGUCCAGGCCUUCCCCGGCUCUGGUUCGCUCUCCCGGAGCGCAGUUCAAAACUCCAGUGGCGUCCGGACGCCACUUAGCGGCCUCUACACCGGAAUUUUAGUCAUCACAGCUCUCUUAUUCUUCACACCCUACUUCUACUACAUCCCGAAAUCGUCACUAGCUGCCAUUAUCAUCGCAGCUGUGAUUUUCAUGGUCGAGGUCAAGGUCGUCAAACCGAUGUGGAGGACCAAAAAAAGCGACCUAAUCCCGGGUUUGGGCACGUUUAUUGCAUGCCUGGUCCUCCCUCUGGAGUACGGGAUCUUGAUCGGGAUCGGGAUUAACCUUCUGUUUAUUUUAUACCACGCGGCGCGACCCAAAAUCACCGUCGAAAAACUGACAAGCCACGAAGGCGUGGAGUACUUGAUGUUGACUCCGGACCGCUGUCUCAUCUUCCCCUCGGUGGAUUACGUGCGCAAUUUGGUGACGAAACACUCGAUCCGACAGGGGAUUCCCGUCGUAAUCGACUGCUCGCACAUCUACGGCGCCGAUUACACCGCCGCCACCGUCAUCGAAGUGCUGACUCAGGAUUUCGCAGCUAGGGACCAGCCGCUGUUUUUCUACAAUCUCAAGCCGAGUGUUAGCUCCGUUUUCGAGGGGCUUUCCCCGAAGGAGUUCGUCGUUUAUUACAAUCGCGAGGAUAUUGACGAGUUGUUGCGGAACAAGUCGUACAUCAAGAAGCAGAUUUUCAAUAUUUGAGGAGAGUAUUCACAGUGAAAGGAUCAGUAUUGUAGGUGUAGUGUUCUAGUUCCGUGAACUGUUUUAUUUAUUGUCCUUCUUGUAUAUAAUUAUAAGUGUACUAACGAUUUUAUAUCUGUGAUAAAUGAAGAUUUUAUACGAA
Tribolium castaneum (red flour beetle) is the source of this 2240-nucleotide messenger RNA. RefSeq names its product sodium-independent sulfate anion transporter. The record is from RefSeq and is a predicted model, not a curated record. Gene Ontology annotation, molecular function: sulfate transmembrane transporter activity. NCBI's taxonomy places the organism in Eukaryota, Metazoa, Arthropoda, Insecta, Coleoptera, Tenebrionidae. Gene Ontology annotation, biological process: transmembrane transport. Gene Ontology annotation, cellular component: plasma membrane. The transcript has 7 exons. Bases 131 to 2098 code for a protein of 655 amino acids.